AUGAAGUUUGGCAAGCAGCUCGAGAUCUCGGCGAAUCCGGAAUGGCGCGACCACUACGUGCAGUACAAGCGGCUGAAGCGGCUGAUCAAGCGCGUGGCCUUUGAACUGGAGAAGCAGCAGAACGCGCAGAAAAAGCUGCAGCACAAGAUGGAGCUCAGCAGCGGCGGCAGCAGCAAUAGUGCCACACGUGACGUGCCGCUGCAAGUGCUCGUGGACGAGACGCACCCGCUGCUAAAGAGCGUCGGGGACGAGGUGCAGGACGCAAAGGAUCAGUUCUGGGAGGUGCUGGACGCCAACCUCGAGAUCGUGAAUGACUUUUACGUGGGCAAGAUCAAGAGUCUCACGCGAUCGAUCGGGGACUUUGAGGCUUUGAUUGAGGACGAAAAGAUAUCGACGGGACACGUGCACACGCGCACGCGCACGCACUCCCAGGCAGACCGCGGCUUUGCAGCGCUGCAAGAGAUCUAUGACAAGCUGGUGGAUUUGCGCACGUUUGUGCAGAUCAACCACUCGGGGUUUCGGAAGAUUGUCAAGAAGUUUGACAAGACCAUGAAAUCACAUACGCAGGAAGCGUUCAUGGAACGACUGACCAACGAACGCUUUUACGCGUCUACCGAUAUCGACAAGCUGCUGGAACGCGUGGCUGGACUGACGUCAAAGGACAAGCUGGAAGCAGGGAAUAUGGAGCGCCGGAUGCAACGAAUGCAGGGCGACCAAAACUCGCUCCUUCGCAAGGUGAAACUCGUCCCCUUUUGUAUCUCGGUAGCAGUAUUUGUGCUUUUACUGCUCUUUCGUAUCACCCCUAAAGGGGAGGAAGUGCAGCAACGAUGUUUGGCGAUGCUCGUCUUCAUUACGAUGCUAUGGGUGACUGAGGCACUUCCAUAUUUCGCUACGGCACUCCUUGUUCCGCCACUUGUGGUGUUCCUGGAAAUUCUGAACGAUAAGGCACACCCCGACACGCUGCUCACAGCUCGGCAAUCCGCUAAGGAGGUGAUGUCAAUGCUCGUCAAUCACACGACCAUCCUGAUUAUGGGCGGUUAUUCCAUCUCGGCAGCAUUCGCGAAGUGUCAAAUCGAGCUCUAUAUUGCUGCCUUCUUGCAACGUCGAUUCAAGAAAAGCCCAAACUUGUUCCUGCUUGCAAUUAUGCUCAUGGGACUGUUUUUGUCGAUGUGGAUCAGCAAUCACACUGCCCCGGUGCUGUGUGUAUCGGUCUUGCUUCCAAUUAUCCGAGACUUUCCCACGAAUAGCGUUUAUGUGAAGACGCUUCUAAUCGGCUUAGCUUUUGCCUGCAACCUCGGCGGAAUGAUGACCCCCAUUUCUUCACUGCAGAACACACUAGCCGUGUCAUUUUUGGAGAAAGCUGGAUACACCAUCACGUUUGGUCAGUGGAUGGCCAUGGCAGUCCCGUUUUGCACCAUUGGCACGAUCAUGUGCUGGCUGUUCUUGCUGUGGGUCAUGGACCCCCGAGACGCCACAUAUAUUCCGCAGAUCGUUUACGAUCAAAAGCAACAGAUCAGCAGUCUCCACGUUGUCGUCGUUUCUAUGACGCUGCUUACCAUUUUCUUGUGGGCGUCGUUCUCGGUGACAAGCGCAACUUUCGGUGACUUAGGCAUAAUCUCGUUGAUGUUCAUGUUCGUCAUGUUCGGCACGGGUAUGCUGAGCCAAUUCGACUUCAACUCGUUUUCUUGGCACAUCCUUUUCCUCAUUGGUGGUGGCAACGUACUUGGAGAUGCUGUUCAACGUUCAGGACUUCUCGACACUUUGAGCAAGUCGGUCAUCCACGCGCUGCCGUCUGGAAGCGUCUGGAUGGUCACGGUCUCUUUGUGCGGCUUGGUGGUUUGUCUAACUACUUUCGUCUCGCACACAGUCGCUUCAAUCAUCCUUCUACCAAUAAUCGUUCAAAUGGCAAUUGAGAUAGGGCACCCACACAUUCCUGUGAUCUGCUGUGCGCUGGCGAUAUCUGCCGCGAUGGCGCUCCCGUUCUCAUCUUUUCCGAACAUCAAUUCGCUGCUGGUUCUGGACGACCAUGGCCAGCCAUACCUGGAAGUAAAGGAUUUCCUCCGCGUUGGAGUAGCGUUCUCGCUCGUAACGAUGGCAUUGAUUGUCAGUCUCGGCUACGGACUCAUUGUGCUCGUGCUUGGAUACGACAUCAAUCCGACCCCAAUGGGACUUUAA
Hyaloperonospora brassicae is the source of this 2175-nucleotide messenger RNA. The record is from the annotation of a GenBank genome assembly. NCBI's taxonomy places the organism in Eukaryota, Oomycota, Peronosporomycetes, Peronosporales, Peronosporaceae.